AUGAAAUCAACAAAAAUUAUUUCACCAUUACUUUCAUGUCAAGCAUUAAAUGAACUUUUACAAGUACCACCAAAAAAUAUAUCAAUUCUUGAAACAGAUAUUGGAAAAAAAUCUGAAAAAGAAUAUCAAUCUGCUCACAUUCCACAAGCUCGUUUUUUCGAUCAACUUGAAUGUACACAACCAACAAAAUUAAUACCACGAGGUUUACCUGAAAUUAAAUGUUUUGAAUCGUAUCUUUCACGUUUGGGUGUAUCAAAUAAUGAUCAUAUUGUUCUUUAUGAUCGUUCACCAAUGGGUUUUUAUGCAUCUAGUCGAGCUUGGUGGUUAUUGAAAACAUAUGGAGUGAAUAGUUUAUCUAUUCUUAAUGGUGGUUUUUAUAAAUGGUUAAAAGAAAUUAAUAAAAUGGAAUCAUCAUCUGAUAAUAAUGAUUCCAAAAAAGAAGAAACAGGAAAAUUUACUGUUCAUUUAAAUAAACAAUUAUUAAAAAAUUAUAAUGAUAUAUUAAAUAUUAUCUCAACAAAUAGUAAAGAACCACAAAUUGUUGAUGCACGACCACCAAAUCUAUUUAAUGGUUCAAAUGCUGGACAUAUGCCUAAUGCAUUGAAUCUUCCAUAUACAGAUAUAUUUGAUCAAACAGCUAGUGGUUUAAAAUCAAACGAUGAACUUAAAAAACUUUUUAAUAAUGCCGGAGUUGAUCUAUCAAAACCAUCAAUUUAUACUUGUCAAACAGGAACAACAGCAAGUACAUUAGCUUUUGCUGCAUAUGUUCUCGGUCAAAAAUCUUUAUCAGUUUAUAAUGGUUCAUUUACCGAAUGGCAAGAACGUGCACCUCCAGAAUUAAUUAUUCAUGAUCAAACAAUGAAACCUGCUGCUUAG
Molecule: messenger RNA, 876 nt
Organism: Rotaria sordida
Lineage: Eukaryota; Metazoa; Rotifera; Eurotatoria; Philodinida; Philodinidae
Source: the annotation of a GenBank genome assembly